Molecule: messenger RNA, 17441 nt
Organism: Coregonus sp. 'balchen'
Lineage: Eukaryota; Metazoa; Chordata; Actinopteri; Salmoniformes; Salmonidae
Source: the annotation of a GenBank genome assembly
GCUAUGCUAGCUAGCUAGCGGAGUUUUUUUUUGCAUAUUAGGUUACCAUUAACUUUCCUCUCUUCACUGUCUCGCCACUAUAUCAAGAGAAAAUAGAAAACGCUCUGCAUGAAGGGCUGAUGGAAAACGCAAGAGAUUUGGUGAGCGCGAUUAUUGUGUUCUGUGUAAAUAUCUGGUGUAAUCCAAUUUCCCCCUUUCUUUGUUGUGGUUGUCAGACUGCAGCAGCUAGUUUAGCUCGCUAGGCAGUAGUAGUGCCAGCUAGUUAGUGUAGCUGCAGAAAAUAAGACAGACAGCUUUAUUCCAGCAUUGCCUGCCUUUCAAUUGUUUUAUAAAGCUAGCCGUUGUUGUUGGCAAGCUGUUGUGCUGCUUCUUCAACAACCCUCCAACCUUCUAGGGCAGCUUGUCCGCUUGUAUAACGGUGCAAGAUCUAGCAGCUACCGUUAACGUUACGUUAGCUGGCUAGCAAAUAAUUGCAAGAAGGCAGGCCCGUCAUGUUAAAUAGACCGCACUGCAGUGAUUUUUGGUGCUGUAUUGGGGUGUCUUGCCGACUUUAAUUCCUGGGAUAUCAGGUCAUGAGCCAGCGCGUGCAGCUGUCAUUUCAAUGUUGUGCUUUUGCAACAGAGGUUCUGAAUAGAAAGGGGGCGGUGCGCCACCGAUGACAUUAGCUAUCUGUUUCUGCAGUGCAAAGCGUUUGGCAUGUACUGUAGCUUGUCACAAUAUGUCGCAGUUUUGAUCACUGAGAACAUAGACUUAUUUUAGUGUGAAAAUUGUAGGUGAGCUACCACUAGAUAUGUGGUGGUGGGUGUUACGGUUAUAAUUGGUUAACAUGUUGAGCUCUGAGCAAUUCCCAUGUUGGUUCAAUGCAGCGCUAUUAAUAGAUUAAUUAAUUGGUAUGUAACUAUUGAAUUGACAUGUUAUACUUUCAAAGUCAACUUCAUCCGAAUUCUGGCCGUGUUGCAUGGAAACAUUGGACAUAGCCUACAUAUUCUCUUGGACCUCUAUAUGUAAGCGUAUCUAAAAAGGUUUAUGGAUGCAGUGAUUGCUUUGCAGUUAUCAGAAAAAUGAUCAGCAGUAGGUUAUCAUGCAAAGCAACCACCUGUAGUGGCAUGCGGGUAAAUGAGACUGCAUUGACUGCACUGUGCUAGCUCUAGCUGACACAAUCCUCUCUCUCCUACAGGCUGAACGGACUGUUCGUUCAGAAAGGAAGAGGCGGGACUCAUUUGGGAUGUUUGAUGGCUAUGACAGCUGCAGUGAGGACUCCAGUAGUAGCUCCAGCUCCGAGGACAGUGAUGAAGAGGUGCCCUCCCUCCCUGCUAGCCUGCCCAUCAUCAAGACCAACGGCCAGGUCUACACCUACCCCGAUGGGAAGGCAGGAAUGGGUCAGUAAUACUGUGGCUGCCUCUGCCUAUUGAACAUAACCGCUGAUGGUGUUAUUACAUGGUUGAACUGAGAUUUUAGCAUUCUAUUAUUUGGCCAUCUCUUCGACUGAACAGUUCUCACACCUCGGUGUGUGUCUGUGUGUGUCUGUGUGUGUGUGUGUGUGUUUCACUCUCAUCAGCCACCUGUGAGAUGUGUGGGAUGGUGGGAGUGAGAGACGCUUUCUACUCCAAAACCAAGCGCUUCUGCAGUGUAUCCUGCUCAAGGAGCUACUCAUCCAACUCUAAAAAAGCCAGCAUACUGGCCAGACUGCAGGUAACAGCUGACUGCACUAAGUCUACUUAUAUUGUCCUUGUAUGUUCCUCUAUAACCACAAUUUUCAACUUGAAUUGACAUUGAAAAGGUGUGAAAACAGGUUGUAUUUAUUUCAUUUUAACUCCUUCCUCUGUGUAUCAUCCUAUGUGUUCUAACAUUAGCUAUGUUUCCAUUAACUGGUCCAGUGAUUUUUUUGUUGUUGUUGACAUUUAGAAAGUUCGUAUAGAAAAUAGAUGCGACAAUUGCCUGCUACAGUGUGUUUCCAUUUAACUCUCUUGUCGAUAAAAACAGCUGGACGUAAGGAAGUAAAAUAAAAAUAAUUACGUGGUUAAAGUGUUUCCAUUAACCAUUUAGGCAAAUUGCGCAUUAAUAAAUUGCUGACAGCCUGGAUGCCCUCCCACCUACAGUGGGGAAAAAAAGUAUUUAGUCAGCCACCAAUUGUGCAAGUUCUCCCACUUAAAAAGAUGAGAGAGGCCUGUAAUUUUCAUCAUAGGUACACGUCAACUAGGACAGACAAAAUGAGGAAAAAAAAUCCAGAAAAUCACAUUGUAGGAUUUUUAAUGAAUUUAUUUGCAAAUUAUGGUGGAAAAUAAGUAUUUGGUCAAUAACAAAAGUUUUUCAAUACUUUGUUAUAUACCCUCUGUUGGCAAUGACACGGGUCAAACGUUUUCUGUAAGUCUUCACAAGGUUUUCACACACUGUUGCUGGUAUUUUGGCCCAUUCCUCCAUGCAGAUCUCCUCUAGAGCAGUGAUGUUUUGGGGCUGUUGCUGGGCAACACAGACUUUCAACUCCCUCCAAAGAUUUUCUAUGGGUUUGAGAUCUGGAGACUGGCUAGGCCACUCCAGGACCUUGAAAUGCUUCUUAUGAAGCCACUUCUUCGUUGCCCGGGCGGUGUGUUUGGGAUCAUUGUCAUGCUGAAAGACCCAGCCACGUUUCAUCUUCAAUGCCCUUGCUGAUGGAAGGAGGUUUUCACUCAAAAUCUCACGAUACAUGGCCCCAUUCAUUCUUUCCUUUACACGGAUCAGUCGUCCUGGUCCCUUUGCAGAAAAACAGCCCCAAAGCAUGAUGUUUCCACCCCCAUGCUUCACAGUAUGUAUGGUGUUCUUUGGAUGCAACUCAGCAUUCUUUGUCCUCCAAACACGACGAGUUGAGGUUUUACCAAAAAGUUAUAUUUUGGUUUCAUCUGACCAUAUGACAUUCUCCCAAUCCUCUUCUGGUUCAUCCAAAUGCACUCUAGCAAAAUUCAGACGGGCCUGGACAUGUACUGGCUUAAGCAGGUGGACACGUCUUGCACUGCAGGAUUUGAGUCCCUGGCGGCGUAGUGUGUUACUGAUGGUAGGUUUUGUUACUUUGAUCCCAGCUCUCUGCAGGUCAUUCACUAGGUCCCCCCGUGUGGUUCUGGGAUUUUUGCUCACCGUUCUUGACAUCAUUUGACCCCACGGGGUGAGAUCUUGCGUGGAGCCCCAGAUCGAGGGAGAUUAUCAGUGGUCUUGUAUGUCUUCCAUUUCCUAAUAAUUGCUCCCACAGUUGAUUUCUUCAAACCAAGCUGCUUACCUAUUGCAGAUUCAGUCUUCCCAGCCUGGUGCAGGUCUACAAUUUUGUUUCUGGUGUCCUUUGACAGCUCUUUGGUCUUGGCCAUAGUGGAGUUUGGAGUGUGACUGUUUGAGGUUGUGGACAGGUGUCUUUUAUACUGAUAACAAGUUCAAACAGGUGCCAUUAAUACAGGUAACGAGUGGAGGACAGAGGAGCCCUCUUAAAGAAGUUGUUACAGGUCUGUGAGAGCCAAAAUCUUGCUUGUUUGUAGGUGACCAAAUACUUAUUUUCCCCCAUAAUUUGCAAAUAAAUUCAUUAAAAAUCCUACAAUGUGAUUUUAUGGAUUUUUUUUCCUCAAUUUGUCUGGCAUAGUUGACGUGUACCUAUGAUGAAAAUUACAGGCCUCUCUCAUCUUUUUAAGUGGGAGAACUUGCACAAUUGGUGGCUGACUAAAUACUUUUUUUCCCCACUGUAUGUGUUUCAUGUCUCAGGUAGCCCACGAAAGCCAGCAUGGAUAUACUGCAAUAAUUUACUAAUAUUUGCCAUAUUCUAAUAAUUCUCAUGUUCCAACGUAUUGCAACAAUCCGUGCCAUAGUGAAACUUGCAUCCAGCCAACCAGAAAAGCAAGGCGAAGCAGUUCAGGCAUUCUAGAAAGUCAGGACAAUCCUUGUCCUGCAAAGAAAACACUUUUUAUAGUUGAACAUUUUUAUUUAGCAAGCAAUAGGCAUUUAGAAUUAAAUGUUGAGUGGAUCUUUUUUGCUUGGGCUACGUAAGGAUAUCAUGUGCCCCGGUUACCUUCAAAAUUAUUUGGCAAUAAAGAAAGUUAGACAAAAGUAAAAUCCAUCCCAGUCGCACUGAUAAAAAUGUUGUUGAUCUUUAGAAAAUGUAUCCUAUAUCUGCCAUUUCCAUUACACACGUUGCAAUGAUUUAUUUUGCAACAUUUGUUGCAUAAACCUGGAACAAUGGUAAGCUGCCUUGCUUGUAAGAUUCUUCUUCCAUCUCUCUCAAUAUUUGUUAUUUUAUUAUUAUUUUCAAAGGGUAAACCACCAACGAAAAAGGCUAAAGUAUUACAGAAGCAGCCUCUCAUGGCAAAGUUGGCUGCCUAUGCCCAGUACCAAGCUAACCAACAGAAUCAAGUCAAGUCAAAAACCGGUAAGUUCCAUGUAAAAGUCCAUGACACAAGAAAAUGCAUGUAUUACCAAUUACAAAUGACAACCAUUACAAAUUACUACAGUAUAGGUGCAAUAGUCUUCAACGAUGAUUCUUCUAGGACUAGAUUGAGAUGAUAUCUUUCUCACUAUAAAUAAAGAAGGUGAUGAUAAUAAGAGAGUCAUUGAUUGACUUUUGUUAUCUCUCAUGACGAUACCUGUGGUGGUUGCAGUGAUUCCUGUGAAAGGCUUUGAUUGGGGACGCUACAUAGGCACCGGCGACAUUAACGGGGCACCUGUCGGCUGUUUCAAACAUGUAAGCAACGCUCAGCUCACACACUCCAAAGGGUUGCUGAUGAAAAGUGACAGUGUAUGGAAGUCAGAACAUGUAGACACAGCCAAUAUGGUAUAUCUUAACUGACAUUAUACUUUUAAAGUAGAGAUCACACUCAGUAGAUAAAUGAUGCAAGCAUUUAUGGUUGCCUCUCAUGGUGAGUACUUAUUAAGGGACUAAUAUUACAAUAAAUACGAAGUAAUUGAAUUUCAGCUUGGGCCUUUCUUGUUUGUAAUAAAGAAGUAGAUUCUUCUAGAUAUUAAGAAUGUGUUGAUUUGUAACCCUGUAAGACUUUUUAUGCUCCAGUACAACGAAACUCAACAGAGCAAGUAUGUUAGAAUAUACCUAAUCUCUAUUGACCCAUCAAAGGUCAUUUUUCACCACAAUAGCUCUUCUGGAUGUUUUGGAAAUACGGUGUCAUUCUGUCUCUGGGGGGAACUCUUGGGUGGCAGGUAUCCUUGCGGUUAGAGCGUUGGGCCAGUAACCGAAAGGUUGCUGGUUCGAAUACCCAAGCCGACAAGGUGAAAAAUCUGUCUGUGUUCUUGAGCAAGGCACUUAAACCUAAUUUGCUCAAGGGGCACCAUACUACUAUGGCUGACCCUGUUAAACACCACAUUUUACUACACCUGUCUGGUGUAUGUGACAAUAAAACAUAUUUUUUGUUGUUUUUUACAUUGUUGAAGCUGCACUAAUUGUCAGGAUAGGUGACCAUGAAGAAUAUUAGCUUGCCAUGAUGAGUUUGGUUGUUGAAAUUAAUAGCAGUCCUUUUUGAGGGGACAUAUUUGUAUUGUCAUGAUGUGAUGAUGUUAUUCUCUAUGUUCAGCGUGUGAUCCCGAGUGUUGUCUUCUCUGCCUUAGGUUCCCAUGGGAACUUCUUGGGGUGACCUUGCAGAAGGGGUGAGGGUAGAGGUGCCCAAUACAGACAGCGGCCUUCCAAUGAAGGUGUACUGGAUAGCAGGAGUUAUCAAAUUAGCAGGUAACAAAGCAGCCCCAGAGAAUCCUCUUCACUCUAAAAUGCACCUGGUUGGAUUCAUAGAUGACGGUGUACUUUCUCUGCAUUCAUUGUUUUCAUCAAACUCUGUUUACACAUGGACAUGUUACACUUAGAUGUAGCCUACACGCAAUGCUUGGAAACAUAGAUACUUCUCUCAUCCACAAUACUCCUAUAAUUCAUUUUUAAGGGUAUUUCAUGGGGGGAAAAUAAUCCGAAAAUCACAAAUAAGGUUGAGUGGUUUUCCUCAUCUUAAAGCACCGCUGUGUUUCUCUUCGCAGGCUUUAAGGCACUACUACGGUACGAGGGGUUUGAUGGUGACUCUGGCAGGGAUUUCUGGUGUAACAUCUGUGUCCCUGACAUCCACCCGGUGGGCUGGUGUGCAGCAGGAGGAAAGCCCCUGGUUCCUCCCAAAUGUAAGACUUAACAGAGGGAAUCACUUAGAAAACACAGGCAGGAAAUUUGUGGCCACAAGGCUACCAAUUCAGUGCUCAUCGAUCAGUAUGUAUGAAUUUGUGGCCAUAAGGUAAAUAAUGAUAAUGCCUUUAUUUUUAAAAGCACCUUUCAUGCAUUACACUCAAGGUUACCAAAUCACUGCUCAGUAUUCUUUAAACAAGGUACUGUAUUUUGUUAUGUAUACGGCAUGCAUAGUCUGUUCUAUGAAAGGUAAUAACAACUAAUUAUAGUACUGCACUUUGUUUUGCCAAGAUAAGGAUAUAUGCUGUGCUACAAGUGGUGGGGCAAGUGUUGAGUCAUUUAUCAUUUCUGACCGGUUUGAGAGAAUCAUUUCUAAUCUUUGCCAAACAUUGUCCGACUGUUUCACUUUAGCCAUUCAGCACAAGUGCACCAACUGGAAAGCGUUUCUCGUGAAAUGCCUGACAGGAGCAAAGACUCUACCUAUUGAUUUCUCCACAAAGGUGAGCUACAACUGUACAUCAGAAGACACCCCAACACCUCACUCAUAGUACAAAUAUGCAUCAAAUAUCAAUGUGAGAAGAAGAAUAUGUUUGUAUUAUGUCCACAAAUGCAACACUAAUAACCUUAUGGCACUACCAGUACAAACAUGCAUUGCAUGUAUUAUUGUAUUGUACACUAGUGACAUAUUCUAUAAUGCCUAACUGGAUUGUCAAGUAACCUUGUAGAAUCCUCACCUCCUCACUCUUCCCCAGGUUCAGCAGAGCAUGCAGUUCCCUUUUAAGAAGCUGAUGCGUGUGGAGGUGGUGGAUAAGACUCACCUGUGCCGGACGCGGGUGGCCCUGGUAGAGCAGGUGAUCGGAGGUCGGCUUCGGCUCGUCUACGAGGAGUGCGAGGACGGCUCGGAUGACUUCUGGUGCCACAUGUACAGCCCACUGAUACACAGCAUUGGCUGGUCCCGCGGCAUCGGACACCGCUUCAAGAGAUCUGGUCAGUGACAUUUUGGGGAGGGCACGCGAGACUAGGCACUUGGGUCUUAAACAUAAGGGUAAAGAUUUAUUUGGGGUUUAAGGACCCAGAAAAGCUCAACAUGGGUGAAACACUUAUAGGCACUUUAAGAUUAGAGUUGUUUCUGUAUGAUUUAUAUUGAGUUGUAGGGUUUGAUUGUUGUCCAUUAAUUACAGACAUUCUUUAUUUAUUUUGGUGUUACAAACGUUCAUAUUAUUGUUUCAGAUGUGUCAAAGAAACUUGAUGGCCAAGUAGAUGCCCCAGGACAGCUUUUUGCGAAGGUUAGUUCAAAUAAAUGUUUCAAUCUGCCACUUGACUCAGUUGAUUUAAGUAUUUUUGUAGUCUUUGACAUUUGUUUGACACGUGGCACAAUCUCUCUUAGGUGAAGGAUGUUGACCAGAGUGGGGAGUGGUUUAAAGAUGGCAUGAAGCUGGAGGCUAUUGACCCUCUGAAUCUAUCAGCUAUUUGUGUUGCUACUGUCAGAAAGGUAAACCCUAUAAUCGUGAUGAGAAAUAUGACUGACAGAGAAAUCAGGGAAAUAAAGACAAAUAAACUUGCACAUGUAACAGUUUGGACACAUUCACGCUCCCUACCUUCUCUCUUUACAGGUCUUGGCGGAUGGAUACCUCAUGAUCGGAAUUGAUGGUUCCGAGGCGGCUGAUGGCUCUGACUGGUUCUGCUAUCACUCCACCUCUCCCUCUAUCUUUCCUGCUGGAUUCUGUGAAAUCAACACAAUUGAACUCACCCCUCCACGUGGUACACACUGAAUUACAUUACAUUGUGUGGUAAAAGCAUCAUCACAAUUGUCUAUUUGAGUUUAUUUGUAGUAUCAAGAGAGUGCACACCACUGAUUCUCACCUCACAGUGGCUAUUUAAAUUGGCCUGCCAGUUGCUGUUACCUGCCAGUUGCUGUUACCAGUUGCUGUUACAGUUGCCAGUUGCUGUUACUAGCCUCAAUAAGUAAGUCUCUUCUCCAGGGUACACAAAACUCCCAUUCAGAUGGUUUGACUACCUCAGGGAAACGGGUUCAGUGGCAGCUCCGGUGAAGCUCUUUAACAAGGUAACCUUGUGCAGCUUUUGGUCUGCUAGCUAUUUUGCCUGUUAGGUCAUUUUGGCUCUUUUACUUUUAUUCUCAGUCUGUUUGACUGAAUUUGUUGUCUAAACCAACUACUUGCUUGUCUAAGUAACUCUUUACAUUUUCACCUGUUGAAUUUAAUCUAUUUGAAGUUUGAUUGUUUAUGCAGUUUGCCUUUCUCAAAUUGCUGGAUUUCUCUCAGUAGUGUAGUCGUUUCAGGAAAUUAGUCUGAAUAAGGAUGACCAAGCGCAUCUGAGUGCGUGAAGUUAAGAAAGACUAGUAGCCCACCAUGUACAAUGUCGCUUGCUUGUAGUUGUAGUGUUAUGAGAAAUUCCCUGAGUCCACCAGCUGAAUGUUCCUUUCUUUUUCUUGACUCUGAAGGAGGUUCCAAAUCAUGGGUUCCGCCCUGGCAUGAAGCUGGAGGCUGUGGACCUGAUGGAGCCCCCGGCUGGGUGUGUUGCCACAGUGACACGUAUUGUACAUAGACUGCUGCGCAUCCAUUUUGACGGCUGGGAGGACGAGUAUGAUCAGUGGGUGGACUGUGAAUCACCUGACCUUACCCUGUGGGCUGGUGUCAACUGACUGGCUACCAGCUACAGCCACCAGCUGUGCUAGGUGAGUUUUUUAAUAUUCUGUUUAUUGGUAUUUCUCAGCAUUUAUUAAAAAAGAUAAAGAUGGUCUGAACCGCUCUAGUCUAGCACAAAAAAACCUUUUGAAACUAAGUCCGAUUUUUCAUUAGCAUCAUCCCCAAAUGACAUUUUACAUUUGAGUCAUUUAGCAGAUGCUCUUAUCCAGAGCGACUUACAGUUAGUGAGUGCAUAAAUUUUUCAUACUUCCCCCCCCCGUAGACAAACAAAAACCUCAACAAUUCUGACAAACUUCAAGCAUGAUUAUGCAAGAAUGUGGCUGGCCAUCAGUCAGGAUGUGGCCCAGAAGUUAAUUGACAGCAUGGCAGGGCGGAUUGCAGAGGUCUUGAAAAAGAAGGUCAACACUGCAAAUAUUGACUCUUUGCAUAAACUUAAUGUAAUUGUCAAUAAAAGCCUUUGACACUUAUGGAAUGCUUGUAAUUAUACUUCAGUAUACCAUAGUAACAUCUGACAAAAAUAUCUAAAAACACUGAAGCAGCAAACUUUGUGAAGACCAAUACUUCUCAAAACGUUUGACCACGACUGUACAUCACAAGAACUCCCAACACCUCACUCAUAGUACAAAUAUGCAUCAAAUAUAAAUGUGAGAAGAAGAAUAUGUUUGUAUUAUGUCCACAAAUGCAACACUAAUAACCUUAUGGCACUACCAGUACAAACAUGCAUUGCAUGUAUUAUUGUAUUGUACACUAGUGACAUAUUCUAUAAUGCCUAACUGGAUUGUCAAGUAACCCUGUAGAAUCCUCACCUCCUCACCCUUCCCCAGGUUCAGCAGAGCAUGCAGUUCCCCUUUUAAGAAGCUGAUGCGUGUGGAGGUGGUGGAUAAGACUCACCUGUGCCGAACGCGGGUGGCCCUGGUAGAGCAGGUGAUCGGAGGUCGGCUUCGGCUCGUCUACGAGGAGUGCGAGGACGGCUCGGACGACUUCUGGUGCCACAUGUACAGCCCACUGAUACACAGCAUUGGCUGGUCCCGCGGCAUCGGACACCGCUUCAAGAGAUCUGGUCAGUGACAUUUUGGGGAGGGCACGCGGAGACUAGGCACUUGGGUCUUAAACAUAAGGGUAAAGAUUUAUUUGGGGUUUAAGGACCCAGAAAAGCUCAACAUGGGUGAAACACUUAUAGGCACUUUAAGAUUAGAGUUGUUUCUGUAUGAUUUAUAUUGAGUUGUAGGGUUUGAUUGUUGUCCAUUAAUUACAGACAUUCUUUAUUUAUUUUGGUGUUACAAACGUUCAUAUUAUUGUUUCAGAUGUGUCAAAGAAACUUGAUGGCCAAGUAGAUGCCCCAGGACAGCUUUUUGCGAAGGUUAGUUCAAAUAAAUGUUUCAAUCUGCCACUUGACUCAGUUGAUUUAAGUAUUUUUGUAGUCUUUGACAUUUGUUUGACACGUGGCACAAUCUCUCUUAGGUGAAGGAUGUUGACCAGAGUGGGGAGUGGUUUAAAGAUGGCAUGAAGCUGGAGGCUAUUGACCCUCUGAAUCUAUCAGCUAUUUGUGUUGCUACUGUCAGAAAGGUAAACCCUAUAAUCGUGAUGAGAAAUAUGACUGACAGAGAAAUCAGGGAAAUAAAGACAAAUAAACUUGCACAUGUAACAGUUUGGACACAUUCACGCUCCCUACCUUCUCUCUUUACAGGUCUUGGCGGAUGGAUACCUCAUGAUCGGAAUUGAUGGUUCCGAGGCGGCUGAUGGCUCUGACUGGUUCUGCUAUCACUCCACCUCUCCCUCUAUCUUUCCUGCUGGAUUCUGUGAAAUCAACACAAUUGAACUCACCCCUCCACGUGGUACACACUGAAUUACAUUACAUUGUGUGGUAAAAGCAUCAUCACAAUUGUCUAUUUGAGUUUAUUUGUAGUAUCAAGAGAGUGCACACCACUGAUUCUCACCUCACAGUGGCUAUUUAAAUUGGCCUGCCAGUUGCUGUUACCUGCCAGUUGCUGUUACCAGUUGCUGUUACAGUUGCCAGUUGCUGUUACUAGCCUCAAUAAGUAAGUCUCUUCUCCAGGGUACACAAAACUCCCAUUCAGAUGGUUUGACUACCUCAGGGAAACGGGUUCAGUGGCAGCUCCGGUGAAGCUCUUUAACAAGGUAACCUUGUGCAGCUUUUGGUCUGCUAGCUAUUUUGCCUGUUAGGUCAUUUUGGCUCUUUUACUUUUAUUCUCAGUCUGUUUGACUGAAUUUGUUGUCUAAACCAACUACUUGCUUGUCUAAGUAACUCUUUACAUUUUUCACCUGUUGAAUUUAAUCUAUUUGAAGUUUGAUUGUUUAUGCAGUUUGCCUUUCUCAAAUUGCUGGAUUUCUCUCAGUAGUGUAGUCGUUUCAGGAAAUUAGUCUGAAUAAGGAUGACCAAGCGCAUCUGAGUGCAGUGAAGUUAAGAAAGACUAGUAGCCCACCAAUGUACAAUGUCGCUUGCUUGUAGUUGUAGUGUUAUGAGAAAUUCCCUGAGUCCACCAGCUGAAUGUUCCUUUCUUUUUCUUGACUCUGAAGGAGGUUCCAAAUCAUGGGUUCCGCCCUGGCAUGAAGCUGGAGGCUGUGGACCUGAUGGAGCCCCGGCUGGUGUGUGUUGCCACAGUGACACGUAUUGUACAUAGACUGCUGCGCAUCCAUUUUGACGGCUGGGAGGACGAGUAUGAUCAGUGGGUGGACUGUGAAUCACCUGACCUCUACCCUGUGGGCUGGUGUCAACUGACUGGCUACCAGCUACAGCCACCAGCUGUGCUAGGUGAGUUUUUUAAUAUUCUGUUUAUUGGUAUUUCUCAGCAUUUAUUAAAAAAGAUAAAGAUGGUCUGAACUCGCUCUAGUCUAGCACAAAACAACCUUUUGGAAAACUAAGUCCGAUUUUUCAUUAGCAUCAUCCCCCAAAUGACAUUUUACAUUUGAGUCAUUUAGCAGAUGCUCUUAUCCAGAGCGACUUACAGUUAGUGAGUGCAUAAAUUUUUCAUACUUGCCCCCCCCCGUGGGAAUCGAACCCACAACCCUGGCGUUGCAAGCGCCAUGCUCUACCAACUGAGCUACAGGAGACCUUGACUGUAAUCUCUCAAAUUACCAAAACUACCAAUACAGGUAGAACUGCUUUGAAACAACUGCCAAUAAACAAAUGCAAAACAAAAACAACCAAGAGAGACAGUCAAAACAUCAAACUUAAUUCAACCAAAACACAAACAGAAACCUUCAGAUAACCAAAACACUGCGACUUUAAUGCAAACCUUUAAUCUGAAACGAAUUCUAUUAAUGUAGGAAAAAUGAGCUAAAGCAGUGCAUUUUUUGAAUGAGGUGAGACGAGCUGUGCUGCACGAAUGUAUGAAUGAAUGAGUUGUUCUCUGGUUUGUGCUUUUUUUCAGCCUCUAGAGAGCUCCCUCCGAGUGUGACAAAACAGAAGAAGAAAUCCCAGCAGUACAAAGGCCAAAAGAAAAGUGGGUCAUCUGUCCCCUUGUUUCGCCCCGUGCCUCAGCCCCCUCCCCCUGCAUCCUCUGCCUCUCGUUUCUGCCCCUGUGCCUACGCCUCCUCCACUGCACCCUCCCCUUUCCCUCUUUCUCUCUCUAUUUAAGGGCAAAGCUGCACUCGCCACAGCUUUUCACGGUUCUUGCUCUGCGGGCAUCUCUAUUCACACCAAAACAGAGCAUUGAAACCAAGUCAGAAACCUCCUACAACGGAUGGAUUUUCAUACCAGUGUGAAGCUGUUAUUAAAGGAUGAGACCUCAGGCUAAAGACAAAUCUUCAAUGACUGCAAUAAAAUACAAAUUAUUUGAUUAUGUAGGCCCAUAGUGUAGAUCUUUUUAUAGUGUGCUUGGUUUUUGUGUUCAUUCAGUCUACAUCAAGCUUUUCCUGAAUACCUUACAUUUCUAAGACAUUUUUACCUAGAUUUGAAUAUUGACAUUGUACCUUAUUAAUGAUUUAAUAACACAUAAGUAACUGAAGAAGGACUGAGCACGCCCCCAUUCUCAUCGACGGGGCUGUAGUAGAGCAGGUUGAGAGCUUCAAGUUCCUUGGUGUCCACAUCACCAACAAAAUAUCAUCGUCCAAACACACCAAGACAGUCGUGAAGAGGGCACGACAAAGCCUAUUCCCCCUCAGGAGACUGACAAGAUUUGGCAUGGGUCCUCAGAUCCUCAAAAAGUUAUACAGCUGCACCAUCGAGAGCAUCCUGACUGGUUGCAUCACUGCCUGGUAUGGCAACUGCUCGGCCUCCGACCUUAAGGCACUACAGAGGGUAGUGCAUACGGCCCAGUACAUCACUGGGGCCAAGCUUCCUGCCAUUCAGGACCUCUAUACCAGGCGGUGUCAGAGGAAGGCCCUAAAAAGACUCCAGCCACCCUAGUCAUAGACUGUUCUCACUGCUACCACACGGCAAGCGGUACCGGAGCGCCAAGUCUAGGUCCAAAAGGCUUCUUAACAGCUUCUACCCCCAAGCCAUAAGACUCCUGAACAGCUAAUCAAAUGGCUACCCGGACUAUUUGCGUUGUUAUUUUACUGCUUUUAUUUUUUACUUAUCUAUUGUUUACUUAACACUAUUUUUCUUAAAACUGCAUUGUUGGUUAAGGGUUUGUAAGUAAGCAUUUCACUGUAAGGUCUACACCUGUUGUAUUCGGCGCAUGUGACAAAUAACAUUUGAUUUGAAGUAGUCACAUGUCAAAAAGAGCAAAGGCAUAAGAAACAAGAGAAGGCAACAGCAGAGCUGAUUAAUCAUUUUACCUUUGUCUGGGUUUUUAGAGAGGAAGUUCCCCAUUGGUAAGAGGCCAGUAAGUUUGUCGGGGGUGGCAUUGAGUGGAGUGCCCCAGAGGAACCUAUCUGGAGACGAGAACAUGACCCCGCCAGACUACCCAUCUCCACCCACGCCAGCAUCUGCCUCAGGGACUGAACAGCCUCCCUCGGCAGCCCAGGAACUCAGCCCCAAUGGAAAGCCAGGUAACCUAAACCACCCCGCCAACUGAACUCAAAUUAGAAACCCAUGUUAAGCCUGGUAGUUGGGUAGGGAUGUCCUCUACUGAAACAUAAUGGUGUAGUAGUCCAAGUACUCUACCCCAUCUCAGCAUCAACCAUAUUGAACAAGGCAACCUAUUUUCUCUUUUAUCUCCUGAGUUUUAUAAUGAAUCUCUCCUACUUCUCUACUGUCCCUCUUUCCCUUCCCAAGGGGUGACGCUGCAGCUGAAGGAGGAGGUUCAGGAGGCGGACGAGUUCACCUUCCCGCAGGGCACAGCCUCCGACCUGGAGAGCAACGGCUCCGGUGGCAGCUACUACAUCAAGCAGGAGCCCUGAGCCUCCAUGGGGCACUGCUGCACCCACCCACCAACAGAGGGCCAACCUGGGGGCAAGAAGGAGCCAGUCCACUCCUUCUCCCUCCACAGCACCAGAGACCAUGGGCCCUGUGUGACAUCCCCACAACAUUAACAUGGAAGGUCACCAGGGGUCACCAAGCUGUGCCCAUAGAGAGACUCGGGACAGAGUGGCUCAAAGACUAGUUCCAAACAGACAGCGCAAAUGGGGAGAGGAGCGUAGAAAAGAAAAAGAGAGGUGCGUGAACGACAAUAACAUUACGUUUCAUUUCAGUGUUUUGUACUUCAACAAAAACGUUUUUGUACGAUUUUCAAAUCCGAGAUCUUUUUGUGCAUCUCUCGUAUUCGUUACUUUGAGGUAGGGUAAUGUUUCGAUGGAUAAACUGUGUGAUGUUUGUGAGUAUAUAUAAUCAGAUUUUCCAAAAAAAAACAGGGUGUAUGUAUGUAGGUAUUGAAUAGACUAAACCUUACUGGUAUAAAACAAUCACUCAGAUAUAAAAUAGAAACACCACCAAUCAGCUUCAUACCAGUUCCACACAUUCAACUAAGAUUUGAGCAGCCUUACACAUUCUCUGAAUCUUGCGUUCCAUUUGUGUGAUAGCCAAUCAUGACCGACAGCUAUCACUGGGACAUUACCAAGGAGAAUGUGGUAGAGUUCCCAAAUCUCUAGUUGACCCUUUUCUCACACUAUAUUUACCAUGCCUUAUUUAAAGUAUGUUUACAAAUAUUACUCCUCUUGGCCAGCUGAUUGCAGGCACAUUUUUGUCAAAUCUAAAAAAUUAUACUCUAUGAAAAACAGGUCAUCCACCAUGGUAAUAUUGAGUUCUAUCACAGUUUACUACACAAUGAUAUGCAAACCUUGACUCUUGUGUCAAAUAAUACUGAGAUCUAUCUGAAAUGUUCUAUAUCUAAUGUAUAGCAGUAUUCUACAUUAAUUAUGUCAUAAUUCAGAGCGAUACUAUAAAUAGAGUAGAGUAGAUAUUCAAGCCACUGAAAUAGUUGGGCUGUUGUUCACUAUCAUCACUUCACUACCAUCAACAACAUGAGAACCAUUUAUCUAAAUAGAGAAUUUACUGCCUUUGUAAAAGAAAAUCUUCAAAAUCAUGCUAUGUUUGCUCUACCUCUUUUAGAACUUUAAUGUAAUCUCCUGUUGCAAGGUAGUCAGAUUCUGAUCAAACCACACGUAAAGUUGAUUUUCAUGACAAUUUAAAUCACUUUGACAGCUGUGUGCAUAUUUCCUAGUAAGUGAUUGGUAGGCCUGGGCUAAAUUGUCACACUCACCGACUCAUGAUCAUACAAUUUAUUCAUAGGCCAUCCUUUCAAUGGGAGAUAUUAAAUGAAUGUCAAUAUUGAUUUAUAAAACAAAAUAUAUCACAUUAAAUGUGUAUUUAUGAACAAAGCAUACAGUAUAUAACAGCCAAUUUACAAACAUGAUAUGGUGAUUUAUUUUGUGCCAUAUGAGAAAUUAAAGAGGGAUUAUAAUCUACAUACUAUAUACUAUAUAAAAUAGUGACUGCACUCCAUUGUCUCACUUUAUAUACCAGUAAGGUUGACAAUUUACUCUCAGGAAAUCUUAGCGUAUUGUAUUAUAGGCUUCUUCGUCGUUAUGGUUAUUGAGAAAGGUGUUGUCAUUGGCUGUUGGCAUGCUGAAAUUAGGCUUCGGAGAUUGAUGUGGUCAACAGUAUUAACAAAAUGUGUUAGUCCAAGAUCAGUCUUAAAGUAAAUGUCACUUGGUAAACCAUCUCACUAAUGUAGACCUAUCUGAUUGUGAUACAAGGUCCCAUUUUAAGUGGAUUUGUCAUAUAUUCUGUCGCUCUAGAGGUAGGAUUACCCGUCUGUAUGUCACUGUUUGAUAAUGUGUAGGUGUUUGUUUUGAACUUUUUAAAUUUUUUUUGCAAAAGUGUUCAGUUAAAUGUUAGCUCUGUCGAUUGUCUUACUGUUGUUACUGUAUGUUUCAAUGUCUGGUACUGAGUGAAACUCAAACUAGUAUUACAGUCUCAAUUCAAAUUGACAUUUUACGCGUUGGCUGGUGUAAACCAGCUCAGGUGACCAUGGUGAUGUCAAAGAUUGCCAAAGGUCACUGUCAAGCAAUAACGUCUUAUCACAGUACUCUCCUAACGUUACAUUUCACCCUAAAUCUCAUAAUAAUGAACAAGGUUUGACAUGCACACAAUAGCUAAAUAUAUGGUAAAGAGGCGUAUGUUUUGCAAAUACCCCUCAAUUUCACCCUACAUUAGGUUUGGGAGACGCAGUGAGAUCAUAAGCUUUUAGCUGUACUUUCACUCAAACUUCAGACUGUGCAUCAAAGACCGAAUGGUGGAAAUAUACAUUACAUUAUGUUAAUAAUUUAUAUGGCAUGACUGUUUUGAGACGACAAACCUUGUUUCCGUCGUCCUUGUAACACAAAUGUUAGACAUGAGAAUUCAUGGUAUUUGAAUGAAGAAAAAAAGAAACACACAAAUGGACUCAAUAUAGGGCUACACUAUUCUGAUCAUGACGUUAAUUGAUUUCAAAUGCAUUAUUUCAUCAAUAUUAUAAUCAAUAUAAAAGAAACAAGACUAGAGGGUGUGUUUGUUAAAACCAAAAUAUGUGCAUGCAGCAGUGUGAACAUCAUGUCCUCUUGGGCUUAAUUGGUUGGUCUUGGUUUAUGUAUAACUGUUGGUCUUUGCACUAACACGGGUCUGUGUGUAUGUGAGCUUGUUGUUUCUAAUGUGAAACCCCUUCAUCAUAGUCUUUGUAUUCUGGUGCUAUAUAUAUAUAUAUGAUAAAGUCAUAACCUUUUGUUAAGAAUGAAAUGAUUUUCAAAAACUGUGACCAUGGUGAAGAAAUUCAGUUCUCUUCUCGUAUUCUCGUAUUUUGGAUACAACUAAAAUGAAAGAUUUGUAUUGAAUUAACUGUCAAAACAUUUUCUUUGCAUGGCACUUGUGGGAUAAAUAGGGAUUUUUAGCGUUUUCUGUACGUUUUUUCUUCGUCCAAGUAUAUCGUUUUUGUUCCUUGGUUUCCAUGGUAAAUGUGCUGUGAACAUGAAGUUUACUAAGCUACAGUAUAUCAAAUACAAAAGAAAAAAAAUAUGUAUUUGAAGAAAGAUGUUUACUUUCAUUUAACAUUUUUAAUGAAUCUUGCAGCAUGUUUGUGGAAAAGCAUUAAUGUAAAAUAAAUUAUUCAUUUUACUUUUUUUACACUGCAUAAAAGUACAGUAUUGAAAAGCCAGUGCCCAUUGUUUCGUUGACUACACCAUUAAAGGGAUACUUCAGGAUUUUGGCAAUGAUCUUGCCUUUAUCUACUUCCCCAGAGUCAGAUGAACUCCUGGAUACCAUUUUUGUGUCUGUGUCCAGU